UGUGUAGUGCGCAGCUGCUAGGUUACAGCGCGCUAGGCGACACUCCCUCACUCCGCCGCGAGCUGACCGACUGAUGGUUUCACCGGAACUUCAGCCUGUGCGGCUGUCACACUUUUAAAUAAGGGUUCGGUCCAACAUGGCGACAGACGGAUGGAAAUACUGAUGACAGUCCGAAAGAUCGCCUCGAUUUGUACGAUGGGCGCCAAUGCCUCUGCUUUGGAGAAGGAGAUUGGACCGGAACAGUUCCCUGUUAAUGAACACUACUUUGGGCUGGUCAAUUUUGGCAACACCUGCUACUGUAACUCAGUGCUGCAGGCCCUGUACUUUUGCCGGCCCUUCCGGGAGAAAGUGCUGGCCUAUAAGAUCCAGCCACGACGGAAAGAGAGCCUGCUCACCUGCCUGGCUGACCUCUUCAACAGCAUUGCAACUCAGAAGAAGAAAGUGGGAGUCAUUCCACCAAAGAAGUUCAUCUCCAGGUUGAGGAAGGAAAAUGAGCUGUUUGACAACUACAUGCAGCAAGAUGCACACGAAUUCCUCAACUACUUGCUCAACACCAUUGCAGACCUGCUACAGGAGGAAAAGAGCCAGGAGAGACAGCAGAAUGGAAAGGUAGUACAGAAUGGUGGAAGUGUAAGUGGAGGAGGAGGUGGAAGCGGUAGCAGCACAGGAGAGGCUGAAACGGAGGAAAAGACCCAGCAGACAUGGGUGCACGAGAUCUUCCAAGGCACACUGACCAAUGAGACGCGGUGCCUGAACUGUGAAGCGGUGAGCAGUAAAGAUGAAGACUUCCUAGACCUUUCAGUGGAUGUGGAGCAGAAUACCUCCAUCACACACUGUCUUAGGGGCUUCAGCAACACAGAGACCUUAUGUAGUGAAUACAAGUACUACUGUGAGCAAUGCAGAAGUAAACAGGAGGCUCAGAAAAGGAUGCGGGUGAAGAAAUUACCCAUGAUCCUUGCCCUGCAUCUAAAGCGCUUUAAGUACAUGGACCAGAUACAUCGCUUUACCAAGCUCUCUUAUCGUGUAGUCUUCCCUCUGGAGCUGAGGCUCUUUAACACCUCUGGUGAUGCUACCAACCCUGAUCGAUUGUACGACCUGGUGGCUGUAGUGGUGCACUGUGGGAGUGGUCCGAAUCGAGGUCAUUAUAUCACUAUAGUGAAGAGUCAUGGCUUCUGGCUUCUGUUUGAUGAUGACAUUGUAGAGAAAAUAGACGCCCAAGCAAUCGAGGAAUUCUACGGUCUGACAUCGGACAUCUCCAAAAACUCUGAGUCAGGGUAUAUACUCUUCUACCAGUCUAGAGACUGAGCUGGAAAGAGUGACUGAAAGAAUGGGAGCGUGUGAUCUGUGAGGGUCCGGAUCAGGCAGAUAGGGAGGCUUGGGCUUUGUUGACACAGCUCGCCCCCUGCUCCAUCCCCUCUCAGUCAAGUCCCUUUUCAUCCAGGCUUAUCAGUGGAGCUUCAGUCAGGCCUCAGACAGGAGCAGUCGAUGCCAGAGUGACCUGGACACAGCACAGUAAUCACCAGGCAGAAGAAAUCGCCGUCUGGUUCACUCGCCUGCUUUGUGUUGCUCAGCACACACAAAAACGCACAUACACAUGUGAAAUGAGCUACACAUACGUCUCGAUGGCCUGAGAAUGGACAAUGUACAAAUUUUUUUUUUUCCACCACACGGAGUCACAAGGUUCAUUUUGAUAUUCUGGUUUACUUCACAUUCGCUGGGCGGUGUCUUGAUUUGUGUUUUGGCUCAAUAUCACGAUCAGUCCAGAAAGCCGCACGGCGGUUCUUCACCCUCAGAUGUUGAUCUGCAGUGUCAAACAUGACACAUCAUGCUAUGUCCAUGUCAACCAGCUAGUUAUAAAUGUGUUGAAUGCAGAACCAGUGGCUCAUGUUGUCAUUGUAGUAGAGCUGCUCCACCUGAAUGGAUGAAACUGAUCAGGUUUAAAUUAGCUUGAAGGGGAUGAGCAUUUUUUGGUGUCGAGAACCUGACAGGUGAUUUUAUGUAGGGCCUGUGGAUUGAUGGGUGCUCUGCUUUUUUUUAUGCAGAGAGGAUUGUGGAUACCAGAGUAGUGCUUGUAUAACAGAUGUAGCUUGGCUUAAGAAUGCUCUAUCAGUAUUCGAUGAAUGUAAAACAUUCUGCCAGUUCUUGUGCACUGCAAGUGAGUGUACAGCUUGAUUGUGUCAUAUAGUGCACACUUAGUAGUGCACUAACUGUAAAGCGUAAAAGAUGGAGAUAGAAAUUAGGGCUUUAUAUUAUUCUGAAUUCUGAAGUCGUAUUGAAACCAAAAGCUGCACACAUUUCCAAUCAUGUUUCAUGAACACUGUGGCGCUGUGAGAUUGUCUGAAAUGAAUGUGGACUCAUUCAGUUUACCCAUUAAACAGUAGAAAUGCUGGAUAAUUCAAACAUAAUGUGGCUCUGCACUCUAUUAUAAAUUCUCCUGAUUCAUUAAGCCGAUUGAAUUGACUGCAUCUAUUCUGUUUAAUCUCAGUAACUCUUCUCUAGAUCUCUAUAGUCUCCUCUGCCUUCUUAAUUAAUAAUGUUUCAACUCCGUAUAGACCUAGAUGAGAAGUGAAGCACAGCCAGUGCUCACAUACAGUCUUAGAUCUGUCUGUAAAUGUCGAGUUUAAGCUGCGACUUGGUUUGGUUAUAGUUAGAUUGGUUAAGGGGACUCAGUAAAAGAUGUUGCACGGCCAGAAGAAUAAGCCACAUAGCUAGUAAAUAUUACAAGACAACUAGACCACCCUGCAAUUAGUCAAGAUUUAUAGGCAAAAAACAAACACACCCAACUAAACUAGGUAUUAUUUUCAUGUGAGGAGAAAAGUACAUAAUAGCGAGGUACCUCAAAAUACUGCAGUUUUGCUUUGCUUUGAGUUUCAAACACACAGUUGCCUAGCCUGUUGUCCUAAUCUACUUCUCUCCCAACCCUAUAGUUUUGAGGCUAAAAUGGAUGGUAUACGAUUGAAAAGGUGUUUUUUUUUUUUUUUUUUCAGGUUUCCUUUGUAAACUACACUGGCUUUAUUUGGUUGUUGGUUUGACAAAAAUGCGCUUUAAUCUUUGAGGGGUCAAAACUGACAGUGCUGCUGGUUAUUAUUCCAUUCAUCCUGUAAAGUCUACUUUGUAUCAGUGGAUGUGUGGUUUAAAGUCUCUUGACAUUGUUAUAAAGCAUGUGUAAAGGUCUUAUAAACAACACAUAACAAUGUCAGUAAAGAGGUUUAAGCUUCUUGCGGGUCAGUUAACCUGCUGGCAUUGCGUUUCUUAAGAAGACUGAGCUACCGUAUUUUCCGGACUAUAAGUCGCACUUUUUUUCAUAGUUUGGCUGGUCCUGCGACUUAUAGUCAUGUGCGACUUAUUUAUCAAAAUUAAUUUGACAUAAACCAAGAGAAAUGAACUAGGAUAAAACAGUACCAUCUACAGCCGCUAGAGGGCGCUCUACGCUGCUCAGUGCUCCUGUAGUCUACAAUAAGCAUCAUAUAGCUCCCUCUCGUGGCUGUAGACAGAAAUGUUUUCUCCUGGUUCUUGGGUCUAAAUAAAUGCGACUUAUAGUCCAGUGUGACUUAAUAUGUUUUUUCCCUCAUCAUGACGUAUUUUUGGACUGAUGCGACUUAUAUUACGGUUCGACUUAUAGUGCGAAAAAUACGGUAUAUUUUGAAAUAAACUGACAUAUGUUGCCAUGUCAUGUAAAUUACUCAUUUACACAUGCUAUGUAAGAGUGUUUGUAGAUGUGUUGUCAUCAUCAGUUGCAUUAAGUUAACUGGAUAUAUAUAUUUUUUUUAACUGGCUUGUGAUCUAGUAGUUACGGGGGAAGGAAUGUUUCUUUUAUUGGGGCUCUUAUAUUUCAUGAUUUUAUUUAUGUUUAAUUAUAAAUAUUAUGUUAACAUUUCUUUGACAUUCUCAUUUUUAUACAUUUGCUAAUUUGUCCCUUAUUUGGUCUGCUGUAUGUUAUGCGAAGAGAGAGUUAAUACAAAAACGUAAGGGUGAUAAUGUUGGAAUUACCAGAUUAAUGCUGCAAUCUUGAGAAUCAGUUUAUACACUGAUCACAGUAAUGGCACCCUGAGUGUUUUGGCAUUAGCAGACACACAAACUACAUCAAAACAUGAGACAAACACAAGCUAAUGCUAUGUCAUGCUAACGUUAGUUGUGUUUCAUCCGCCCCUUUCCAUAACAUUGUAAUAAUGUUUAUUACAAACUGGGCGUAAAAAAAAAAAGUGCACUUUCAAUAAAGCAAUGUACAAAUUGUAAACCAGGUGAAUAAUCUGGUUUUGGAGUGGAGUGGACCGUGUGGAUGAAAGAUGGGACUGGAUCCCCCUGUCCCAAAUAAAAUCAAACAAAAACACAUCAACCAU
This is a messenger RNA of Carassius auratus (goldfish), 4340 nucleotides long. RefSeq names its product ubiquitin carboxyl-terminal hydrolase 12-like. The coding region runs from base 151 to 1305 and encodes 384 amino acids. Gene Ontology annotation, cellular component: cytosol; nucleus. Gene Ontology annotation, molecular function: cysteine-type deubiquitinase activity. The record is from RefSeq and is a predicted model, not a curated record. The transcript has 9 exons. Gene Ontology annotation, biological process: protein deubiquitination. NCBI's taxonomy places the organism in Eukaryota, Metazoa, Chordata, Actinopteri, Cypriniformes, Cyprinidae.